Aspergillus glaucus CBS 516.65 is the source of this 360-nucleotide messenger RNA. RefSeq lists its product as uncharacterized. The transcript has 3 exons. The record is from RefSeq and is a predicted model, not a curated record. NCBI's taxonomy places the organism in Eukaryota, Fungi, Ascomycota, Eurotiomycetes, Eurotiales, Aspergillaceae. Bases 157 to 354 code for a protein of 65 amino acids.
UUGCGCCACCCCCCUUUUCGUUGUCUGAGGUCGUAAUUGUCUUGGAGCUGCAGUCUCCCGGCCAAUGCUGUGAUGCCUUGCAAAUUGGAUGUCGUCUGUUGUUCUCGUCGCGACCAUCCUUGUACCCUUCAUUUCCCGCCGGCUGAGUCUCACAUGAUGACGGGUUCACGGAAGUUUAUUAGAUCGUAUUCCGAGAAAAAAGAAUAUGAAGCUUCAGAGUGGGCCAUACAAAAAUUCUCAGCGUCGCAGGUAUCCUGCCAAAGAUGUUUUGGGUAUCAGUACGACAGGAUCCACCACAUUCCAUUUUUGGCUUUAUCCACGCUCCUUUUAUUGGUGAUCUCGAGUGGUUGGUAAAGACAA